AAUCGUUUGUUGACACAAUCAUACCUUGAGAAAAUAUUAUUAAGAUGUGGUAAUUAUUUAAAUGAAUUAUCUCUCUCAGAUAUUUGUAAUUCAAGUAUCAUGCCAUUUGUUGGUGAUCACUGUAAAAAUUUAACAACCUUGGAAUGUAAAUUUAAUGAUGAUUCUCUAAUUGAUAAUGCUGACCACUUUGUUCAAGCAUUUACACAAUUGGAUAAAUUAAAAUGCAUUAAAAUAACAGUGGGUCACAACUGCUCGAAAUGGAAAUUUGAUCUCUCUGCAAUAAUCGAUAGUCUUCCAGAAGAAAUUAAUGAAAUUCAUUUAUUUUCUGAACCUAUAAGGGAUGUUCAAGUACGAAAUAUUUCCAUGUCUAUUCGAAGAUUCGGAAAUCUUCAAAAAUUAACAUUAGUUGGUAUCUUCUUGAACAACAUAAAUUUCCAAGAAAUAGCAGACUUAACAACACUUGUUCAUCUUAACAUUGGACUACAUAGUAAAAUACACAAAAACCAUUCUCUAUUUAAUAAACUUGUUAAUUUGGAGCAUAUCGACGUGACGAUGGGUUAUAUGUAUUAUGGGAACAACUUCUCAACAGAAGAACUUGAGACUAUUUUUUGUACAUGCAAAAAUCUUAAACAUCUUGAUAUUCCACAAUGUUAUUAUAGUGUGGCUGAAAUUCCUCCUGAGAGAUGGAUGAACUUUCAAAAUUUACAACAUCUUGGAAUUUCUUGUCUUUCAAUGCCUGAUUUAGCAAAUACAAUUGUUAAAUAUUGCAAGAAUUUAAAACAUUUGAGUAUACCUAAAUACUAUGGGAAUGACACGUAUUCUUUUAAAAAGUUAACAGAGUUGGAAAAUCUUGAAUGUUUAAUAUUGGGUAGUCCAAAUUAUCUCUAUGAGGAUUCAAUAAUCGCAAUUACAAACAGUUGUAAAAAACUUAAACGUUUAGAAAUUCCUAAUUGCACUAUACAACCAGCAAUUGACGAUGUCCCACUGUCUUCUCCAUCUGUUCUUGAUGAGUUAUCAAAAUUGCAAUAUCUUGAACAUUUAAAUUUACGUCGUGUAGAACAACUUGAAGAUAGUAUUUAG
Molecule: messenger RNA, 1080 nt
Organism: Aphidius gifuensis
Lineage: Eukaryota; Metazoa; Arthropoda; Insecta; Hymenoptera; Braconidae
Exons: 2
Coding region: 100-1080 (326 amino acids)
Biological process (GO): SCF-dependent proteasomal ubiquitin-dependent protein catabolic process
Cellular component (GO): SCF ubiquitin ligase complex
Source: RefSeq, a predicted model, not a curated record